AUGGCUAGACCGUUUGAGCCUGUGAAGAACAUUAAUGAUACGAAGGAGCUUUGGAAACUUGCUGUUCGUAUCCAUCACAAAUGGACAGUUGUUAAUAAGAACAAGGAACAUUUUGAGUUGGUUGUCGUUGACAAAGAUGGUUGUGACAUCCACGUCAAAGUUCCACAUCCUUUUAAACAAGCCUAUGAUUCACUAUUAACCGUUGACAACACUUAUACAAUCUCAAACUUUCAAGUCUCUCUUAAUGAUUUAAUUUUCAAGCCUUCAGAUCACAAGUUUAUGUUGACAUUUACUGGUGGUACAUCUGUUACAGACAAGAAUAAACAUGAUAUUCCUGCAAAGCCACUUAUAUUCACUUCUUUUACUGAUAUCAUGACUGGGAAUUGGAAAAAGGAUGUUCUAAUAGAUGUCAUUGGAAUGGUGACAGAAAUUGGUUACACCCAACUUCAACAAGGGGGCAAGAAACAGCAGAUCAAUCUAUUGUUGAAAGAUUUGUCGAACAACAUUUUGAAUUGCACUUUGUGGGAAGGAUAUGCAGUGCAGUUCCAUGAUUUCAGUAAGAAUCGAAAGGAUACCACUCCAAUCAUAAUUGUUUUGCAAUAUGCAAAAGUCAAGGAAGAAGGUCUCAUUUUAUUAUACAUCCUACCAAAAUACACUGAAUCGGAAUCUUCAAGCCAAGCUUUGAGUUUGCAGUCCCAAACUAUGUCACAAUACUCAAAUUCUUCUCAGCACAGUCUUUAUGAUAAGCUUAUGUAUAAGGCAACUGUACAUCCUUUGGCUGAUAUUCUGGCUCAAUGUGUUACCGUGGCAACGAUCACCAAACUGAAAGCUGCUCAAGGUGGAUGGUAUUACCAAGCAUGUCAUGAGUGUCCUAGGGUUGCCAAAGGAAUGCUACCACCUUAUGAAUGUCCGCUUGGCCACAAAACAGAAACUGCAAUUUACAGGUAUAAAAUUUUAAUUGAGGUUUUUAAUGCUGGAACUAAAGCUACCUUUGUAAUAUGGGACCGUGAAGCUUUUCAACUUUUGAAGGUCACUGCUGCUCAGAUGCGCACUAACUUGAUUGAGGCUGGCAUUACGGACCCUCUUGAGUUCCCUGCGGCACUUGAUACUUUAGUUGGAAUGACCAUGGUUUUCAAAGUCAAAUGGCAACCUGACUGGGACAAUGGAUCUGUUAUGUCUAUACUUGAGGAUGACAUUGUUAAAAGGGAUAUACUGCGUUCCUUUGGCCAGGAAUUGCCUAAUUCCCAGAGUAUAACCACUCCUAAUCUAACCCAGAACAAUGAGAGUGUUGCUGAAGCUUCUCAAUUGGACGAUUGGGACAUCAUUCCGGAAACCGAUAUUACGUCUAAUACAUUGUCGGAACCGCUUACACAAACAUCAGCUGCCAAACGGAUUGCUCCACAUGAAUCACAAGACAUUACUCCUUUGUCCCAGACGUCUGAAGGACAACAGUCUUCAACAAAAUUGAAAAAACAUAUCAAACUGGAGAAUUAG
Messenger RNA from Vicia villosa (hairy vetch), 1494 nucleotides. RefSeq lists its product as uncharacterized. The transcript is spliced from 11 exons. Gene Ontology annotation, cellular component: nucleus. NCBI's taxonomy places the organism in Eukaryota, Viridiplantae, Streptophyta, Magnoliopsida, Fabales, Fabaceae. Gene Ontology annotation, biological process: DNA recombination; DNA replication; DNA repair. Gene Ontology annotation, molecular function: DNA binding. The record is from RefSeq and is a predicted model, not a curated record. The coding region runs from base 1 to 1494 and encodes 497 amino acids.